This is a messenger RNA of Vanderwaltozyma polyspora DSM 70294, 2022 nucleotides long. RefSeq names its product Heh2p (gene HEH2). The coding region runs from base 1 to 2022 and encodes 673 amino acids. Gene Ontology annotation, cellular component: nuclear inner membrane. The record is from RefSeq and is a predicted model, not a curated record. The transcript has a single exon. NCBI's taxonomy places the organism in Eukaryota, Fungi, Ascomycota, Saccharomycetes, Saccharomycetales, Saccharomycetaceae. Gene Ontology annotation, molecular function: chromatin binding.
AUGAUUAGAUAUUGGGAAGAAGGUUUUGAUCCAAAGACUACCAAAGUAUCUCAUCUUAGAAGAAUUUUGGUGGAGAACCAGAUUGAAUUCGCUGCUAAUUCAAGAAAACAUCAAUUGGUAAAAUUAUUUGAACAAUUUGUAAGACCAAGAAUCUUACAUAUUAGAGAAAAGUACAAGAAAAUUGAACCAAGUUCUGAAGGUAUUAUUUUUGUUAAAUCAAACAAUGGACGGUCCUCUAAGCAUGACUCCGAAACAGAUACAAAACUGGCGGGUGUUGGAAAUAAUAAUGAUGAUGAUUUAGUUAUAGUAGGAGAUUUUGAUUCAGCUUCGCCAUAUUCUGUUUUAUCAGAAUCCAGUAACGUUGAUACUGUCUCUACAAAGAGUGAAACAUCAAGAAAAAGAAAGAAAGGUAUAGAUGAUGCUGUCAACAAAUUGGCUUCGAAAUCAAUGGGUGCAGAUCUAAGUAUCACGUCAGAUAAUGGUAUACAGGUGAAAAAAAAGACAAAAAAGAGGAAAACUGGAACAACAGAUACAAAGGAACAUGUUGUAUCUAUAAGAGAAAGUCAAGAGGUUUUAUCAAAAAGUGAAAAAUUAAGAAGUGAAGAAAUUAAUAGAAAAAUUAAAGAUAUUUCUUUAACUGUUAGUCAAAGAAAGAGAAAUGUCCCACUAGAUAUCGCAAAAUUAAAACAAUCUAAAGAUAACAAAACUAUCAAGACUCUGUUUGACGAAACAAAUUCCGAAAAUAAUUCGCAACAAUCGCAGAAUUCAAAUCCAAUAAAUAAUGAAAUUACAGAAUCGAGUGGUUACGAAGAAUUGUUACUUAAUGAUUCUACUAGCUUAGAAAAAAAUGAACUAACAAUGAAAACAAGUACUCCUUUCGAAAUCAAUACUAUACCAGAAAAAAAAACAGUAAAAAAGAUUAAGAACUUUCUUAAUAAUUCAAAAUUGAAAUCAGUAACUAAAUUUAUUUUUGAUAUUACAAUUUUUCUUUCAAUAAUAGCUACAAUUGGGUUCACCCUUUGGUAUCGUGAACAAAGAAUUUUAGUUGGUUAUUGUGGACAUGAAGUUGAAAGAAAACUAGCAGUUGACACCUUAUUAGAAUCCAACCAAAUGGCAACUAAAGUUAAAUCAUUUUUGGAAAAUUACAAACCACAAUGCAUUCCUUGUCCUGAAAACGGUAAAUGUCACUCAUUGAUGAGGUUGGAUUGUAAUGAAAACUAUUUAUUGGCAAAUAAUCCAUUAAGUUUAUUUGGAUUAAUUCCUAUUAGUGGUGAGUGUAUCAGAGAUACUAAAAUGGAAAAAAUACGGAACAAGAUUGUUAGAAAUGCAUUGGCUAUAAUCAGAAAAAAAAAUGCCGUCUAUCAAUGCGGUAGUAGUAAUGAUGAUUUAGCAAGUGGCAUUCGUGUUGUAGAACUCUAUAAUUUAUUCCGCCAAAAUAAAUAUUCCUGGCUGAACAAGAAGGAGUUUGAUGAGAUGUGGAAAGAAGUCAUUACAAAUUUGAAGAAAAUACCAGAUGUUAUCUGGAUUAGAAACAUGAAUGCAAAUAAUAUUCAUUCCAAUGAUGUGAGUAAUUAUUUUACAGGUAUUCUAAGAUCAACAUCAGGGAAAUACUUAAAUUUAUCUUGCAGAUUAGAAAAAAAUAUGAUUGAUUUAGGAUUAAAAGUAAGUGGGAUUUUGGUUGGUGUAACAUUAUUUUUACUUCUUAUAAAUAAAGCUAGAAAGUAUUUCUCUUAUUACGUGUCAGAAAAGUCCAAUAUUGAAGAUGCUAUUCAGAUUCUUUUACUAGAAUUAAAGAAACAUAGUGACGAAAAAGAAUACAAUACUCUCACUACAGGACAAUUAAGAGCAUUGAUAUUUGAUGAAACAACAGAUUUAAAACAUCAAAAUCAAAUGUGGAAACAAAUAUGUGCAAGACUGGAAAAAGAUUACAAAAAUGUCGAUACAGAACAAAUGGAGAUACAUGGAGAAAUAAUUACACGCUGGAGAUGGGUUGACAUUGGUGACGAAUCUAAUAUUAUGUAA